UCAUGUUGCAGGUAGCUUACCAUGGGUUGUUCAAUGUGGAAGCAGGUCAGCGGUUGGGCUGAAUUUACUGCUGAAGGUAGCUGAGUGUUUGUGUCUUGCUAACCCGUGGGGAUGUGUUUAAGGCUUUCUAUUUCCUCCGACGUCCUUCCAGCUAUCUAGCAGCAGCACGGCCCAUGUUGGCUAGCUGUCAGCGGGGAGCAUUUAUUCAGCUAGCUAGUGAGGACUGGACCCAGCUUGGAGCAUCCUGCUAGCCUAGCAGCUAAGUUAGCAGCAGAGCCUGGACGAAAGAAGUUGCAGACCAGAGUCACCAACCAUGGCAGGUGGAAUUACAGACACCGGGGAACCCUACUCUGCCUUUGUGGGGCUGGUGUAUAUGUUCAACCUGAUUGUGGGAACAGGAGCUCUGACGAUGCCCAAAGCCUUCGCUACAGCUGGCUGGGUGGUCAGCUUAGCGCUCAUCUCCUUUUUAGGAUUUAUGAGCUACAUGACCACCACUUUUGUGAUCGAGGCGAUGGCAGCGGCCAACGCUCAACUGCGCUGGAAGAGGAGAGAGCAGGAGGAGGUUAUUGACAGCGACUCCAGUUCUGAGUAUUCAGAUGACGACAUCAUGGGCAGAGGUCGAUCGGAGCCCGAGACAAAGCCCAUCUUGUCUGUCCAAAGAUCAGGUGCUGGUGAUCAUUUCGACAUCUUGGAGCGAGUUGAGAUGGGUCAAAUGGCCUCCAUGUUCUUCAACAAAGUUGGCGUCAAUAUGUUCUACAUCUGCAUCAUAGUCUAUCUGUACGGAGACCUGGCCAUCUACGCAGCAGCUGUGCCUAUAUCACUAAUGGAAGUUGCCUGUGGAAACCACUCCUGCAGUGCUGGAAGUGUGAAGUACAACGAUACAGACCCAUGCUGGGGCCCGGUGACAAGGAAAGAUGCGUACAGAGUGUUUCUGAGCGUGUUCACUCUUCUGUUGGGGCCUUUCACCUUCUUCAACGCCCAGAAGACAAAAUAUCUUCAGAUUCUCACUUCACUCAUGCGCUGGAUUGCAUUCACUAUGAUGAUUAUCUUGGCUCUAAUCCGCAUCAGUAAAGGCACUAGUGAGAUCCACCCACCAGUCGCCUCCCUCUCUGGGGUCCCCAACCUGUUCGGGGUGUGCGUCUACUCCUUCAUGUGCCAACACUCCCUGCCCUCCCUGGUGACACCCAUCUCUGACAAGAAGCGAGUCGGCACGCUGGUGUUGGCAGACUACGUCCUGAUCCUGGGCUUCUACGUCCUCCUCUCGUUCACCGCCAUCUUCUGCUUCGACAGCUCACUGCUCCAUGACAUGUACACCCUGAACUUCACAGACAACUGCAGCGUGUUAGAUAUUCCAGUACUGCGCUACUUCCUGGGUUUGUUUCCCGUUUUUACCAUCAGCACCAACUUCCCCAUCAUCGCCGUCACGCUUCGCAACAACUGGAAGACCCUGUUCCACCGGGAUGGGGGCACGUACCCAUGGGUGGUGGACCGAGUCGUGUUUCCCCUCAUCACUCUGGUGCCACCAGUCGUGGUGGCCUUCUGCACCCACAACUUGGAGUCCCUGGUGGGCAUUACAGGGUCCUAUGCUGGCACAGGAAUCCAGUACAUUGUCCCAGCCUUCCUUGUGUUGUACGCCAGACGCCAUCUGGAGCCCGUGAUGGGCAGAGAUGCCGUCAACAAGCACCAGUCUCCUUUCCGCCACACCUUCUGGGUGUGGUUUGUUUUGUUGUGGGCCACCUUCUGCCUCAUGUUUGUCACAGCCAACAUCAUCCUGACUGACACUAAGAAAUGAGAACUGUUGUGAAAAUCUCCAUCUGUACGGCCAGUUUCUUCGUUCCUGUACACGAAGCCUUACCUGCUGCUGGUUGGACAGUGUGCCUUUUUAUGGAACUUCUGUUGCAUAAUUUAAAUGUAAUUUAGAGUAAUUUAUCAAAUUUGUUAAAAGGGACCAAAUGUCAGAUUUUAUCAUGAAAGCUGGAAUGGUGCAUGACAGUACUGAAAGGGAAUUUAUUAAAAGGAUUUUUAUGUCAACAAACGCCUGACAGUCUGAGGUUUUCACGAGGUUUUGCACAUUUUUAAAAUAUAUCCAAUGGAUUCAGUGUGCUUAACAUGAACGAGUUCAUCCACAGCUUCGUCUGAACCCGUCCAAAGGCCUGCUGUCAUAGAGGGAGGACGUGGUGGUGGUGAUUUAUACAAAUAUGGUUAAUGCUGGUCCAUAAUCAAAAGCGUUUGUGGUGUUAUAAUUCUUCACACAGGAGGUGGUAGAGGUGGUUGAGUAGAGAAGAGAAAAAUCCUGCCUCCCUCUCACAUGUCUGAUUUCGGUGUGGUUGCUGGAUUACUGGUUUGGGGUAAUCGAAUUCCAACUCUGGAAAGCUUUGGUCCAACAAACACUUUGUUUAAACCUUACUUAUGACUCAAGAGUUCCGUGUGUUGUCCGUUUUGUGGUUACUUUAGUAUGUCUCAUUCAAACUCCAAGCUAUAGACAAGGCACAGUGUUAAGACGCUGAGGGUUCCACUGGACCUUCCUAGUAGAAUGUUCCUUUAAACCUAUAUUAAAUCCAUUGAAAGAGGACAGCGGUGACAAGAAAAAGAGCCUGUCAAAUCCAGACUCGUGUUCUGUUGCGAAACUGCUGCACGACUUAAUAAUGAAACCAGAACAGAAACCAACACAAGAAGAGAAACGAAUGAACAAGGGACGAUCAUUCUUUCAUGGCUGACAUGUAUCCAUUCCUCAGUGGCAUCUGCCUCCGAUCUCCUCGUCCUCUUGUGAACAAUGAAGCUCCAUCCGUGUCAGAUCCUCUGACAGAUAGGCCUCCAGGAAGAGCUCGAUCUCUGUUUAUCACCAGACACUGGCGUCUGUAGUUCAAGCACAGGGCAUGUCUCCGUCUUCUGCUGCUCAGCACCCAUUCAUGACUCUGUCAGCCUUGUACUGUAUCCAUCACACAGCCCAACACCUGACAGGAUAAUAGUGAUCUACAGUGCUUCAACUCUGGCUAUGGGAAAGGCGUCAGUGGCCAAAAGUGGAGGCAGCCAGCUACACAACUUCACACGCUGCUGUACAGUAGUCUAGUGAUGCUGACUUCACUGACACUUGGCAGCCUCCCUGACUUCAUUACUGCCCUCAUACUUCCAUCUUUGACCUGUUUCAUGGUUCUGUCUUUGUGAUUUUCAUAAUUCAUUUGCAGCAUAGAAACACCUCAACACUCUCAAUGAACAACAAAUUAUAUCGAUUAGUGGAAUUUAGUAAUGCUAAACGGAGGUGAGUGAAAUCCUGUUUGCGUGAUUCACAGACUAUGUCUUAGUUCUGCUGCACACUGUUUGUAAUCUGUCAUUUGUAUUAAUUAUGAACAGCAUCACUUUCUUGUAAGGAAUGGUUGCUGAAAUUUCUAAAUGUCAUGCUGUGAUUAUUUGUGAGCACAACAAAUUUAACUCGAUCAAUCUGAUGAUUUUCAGAGGAAGAUUUCUUUGAAUUUGGACAAACAGAACAAAAGGUGGGUGAUGUACUUUUAUCAGUUGACUGAUAGCUGGUAUGCAAAGUGAUGACCAAGUUCAGAGUCUGCACCUUUAAAAGUUAAAAAUGCUACAUGAUUUAAAUUUGGCUGCCAUGUCCUUUGAACUAGUCUCCCUCUGCUCCAUGUGCUCCUGCCACAUCUUAAACACUCCCAGGACAUCCUGUUCUUGAAGUCCAUCAUGUGUGUUCAAUCUCCUCAACUGUAUUAAAAACAGCAAUCUGUCAGCUUGCUUUUUAAUUUUGGAAAGAGGAAGCAGUCACAGAGAUCCAAAUCUGCCAAGUAGGAUGGAUGGAGAACAAUGAUUGUGACCAAAAAACAUCUUUUCCGUGUGCUGUGAGCAGGUCCAUUGUUACUAAUAGAACACCCAACUGACAUCCUGUCAUGGUUUAGGUUUGUGAAUUCUCCAGUUUUAGAGAAUUCACUGUCAAGAUAUGCUGCUUGUUGUCUUGAUCGUAGCCAUAGAAACAAAGUCCAUUACCAGAGAACCUAAAGUGAUGUAAAGACAGGCUCAUGCUGUUGUUAGAGAACCUCACUGACUUUGAAAGUCAGUAAGAGAUUACAAAACACGGCAUGCAGAAUCUGAUUGAUGGCACAAUAUCACAAGUGCAUCAAAGUAGUGAAUUAGUAGAAGAAAAUACUACUGUUUACCAGACUUACUGGUGAAACUACGCAACAUGAGCUGAAUGAAUACAGAUUUUAAAUGGUAGGUGUCUUUAUUGUAUGACAAAAAGAUACAGAAAAUGACGGACUUAGUGGAUGUUUUUGUAGCCUCCACCUCAGCUGUAAUUCUCUUCCAUGCAAACAGCAGAAGUUUCCAGACUUUCAGUUGUAAGUACGGUUGAAGCUUCAAAAACAUUUUAAUCUAUAUAUACAUAGUAAAAUGUAGUUCCCUUUACCUUUGGUCAGAUGCGUCCAUAUUAUGAUUAAAGCCCAGCUCUGCUUUGAUGAUAUUUUAUUCUGGGAUUAUGUCCUAUAAAUGUCUUAGCUGAAGCUGUUAGUGUGAGUGAGAUCUUCAGAAUACACUCAAACGUAUAAAACCAAGUGUGAAGUAUAUUUAAAUGCCACUACAGUUGUGGUCAAUUAAAAUGCAAACUCAGUAUUAGGGUGAGCAGUAGUUCAGUGGGUUGAAGAGCAGUUCGAAAGGCUGAGCAGCUUUUUCAUCAACUGCUAUAAUGCAGUUUAAAUUGAAAGGUAAUGUGCUGUGACUCCAGUGUUUUUUAAGGCACUGCUAUUGUGGGAUUUACUCAUGCAGCGCAGCGUUGCUGUAGCACUGGUGAAGGUUACAUAGGCGAAUUUGCUCGCGGUAAUUUUGGGAUGUAGCGUCAACAAACCACCUCUGUCUUCACCAAACUGCAGUGAGAAUUGGUUUUUACCUGGAAACAAACAUGGACGCACAGAAGGUUCAUUUUUAAAUUUCGUUUCUAUGUUUGUGUUUCCACUUUUGUGAGGUUCAGCUUUCUUCCUCCCAUAUUUACCUGAAGUGGUGCAGUCAAAUACAAACACUUGAACGUUGGGUAGAUAUUUAUUUUGCUGUCUGGAGACUAAAAUCACUUGUGAGUGAUUCGGUGUUGAAUAUGUUAAAUGUUCUGAUGACUCUUGUUGGGAGUUGUGAAAUGUGCCUUUCUUACAGGGUCUUUCUUGCCCUUUACUUAUCAAAUCAGCUGUUUUCCUCAUCUUUUGAGAAGCAGCUUUCCAGACAUCAUCUGCAUGUAAUCCAUUUUGUUGAUCUGACAAUCUGUCGCCAAAAUACUUUUUAAUCCUUGCUCGUCUUUUGUUGUGCUUUCAUUUUGUUCAGUUUUCUUACAGGAGUGUUCCCCACUGUAUUUCUGAGAAUGUUUUUUUUUUUUUUUUUUUUUUUGCUAACUUCUGCUGUGUCUCUGGUAUUUGUUUACAGUAAGUUGGCCAGCAUGUGAUUUUUCUAAAAUGAAUGUUUACUGCUUUAAUGUAUGUUUUGUUGGAUUUUAAUGAGUCACAUGGAAAAUAAAAGCUUUAUGUUCAACUGAAAAUUGUGAAUCGUGAAGGGAAAUUCUGUUCUCUUACAACCUGGGCUUUUUGUUGUUUUUGCCUUUAGGCCAGUCGUUUAUAACAGUUACUCACUAGAGUCCUACACACUGAAGCUUCAGACAUUUAACAAAACAAACUUUAGCUUCCAUUAUAUAGCAUUAUAUCAUUCAUUAAAGAGCUAUGCCUAAUGACCACAUAAAAAGGUGAUUGGACACAGCUGUUUUCUACUUGAAUGUACAAUAAAGACAUGUUAUUACUCCUA
This is a messenger RNA of Acanthochromis polyacanthus (spiny chromis), 5778 nucleotides long. RefSeq names its product transmembrane protein 104 (gene slc38a12). The transcript is spliced from 10 exons. The record is from RefSeq and is a predicted model, not a curated record. NCBI's taxonomy places the organism in Eukaryota, Metazoa, Chordata, Actinopteri, Pomacentridae. The coding region runs from base 314 to 1792 and encodes 492 amino acids.